Molecule: messenger RNA, 1016 nt
Organism: Budorcas taxicolor (takin)
Lineage: Eukaryota; Metazoa; Chordata; Mammalia; Artiodactyla; Bovidae
Gene: GPATCH11
Product: G-patch domain containing 11
Exons: 9
Coding region: 150-938 (262 amino acids)
Cellular component (GO): kinetochore
Molecular function (GO): nucleic acid binding
Source: RefSeq, a predicted model, not a curated record
CCUCCUGCCGCAGGUUUCCAAUUGAUCCUGUUUUCGGAAACUCAGGAGCGAGCAGAGGCCGGGAGGUCCUUAGGUUGGUCUGUGUCUGCGCUGCAAGCGCUCUCUAGAGCUGGCCUGGGGCGAGUAGAGCUUCCAGAUACUUUCACCAUAUGAAGUUGAACAUGGCAGAAGAGGAGGACUAUAUGUCUGAUUCCUUCAUUAAUGUCCAAGACGAUAUCAGACCAGGCUUGCCAAUGCUGAGGCAAAUCCGGGAAGCCCGCCGAAAAGAAGAAAAGCGACAGGAAGCGAAUCUGAAAAACAGACAGAAGAGUAUAAAAGAAGAAGAACAAGAGAGACGUGACACAGGGUUGAAGAAAGCACUCGGCUGCGAAAACAAAGGGUUUGCUCUGCUUCAGAAGAUGGGGUAUAAAAGUGGUCAGGCCCUCGGCAAGAGUGGAGAUGGUAUUGUUGAACCAAUUCCUCUCAAUGUCAAAACAGGGAAAAGUGGCAUUGGUCAUGAGACAUUAUUAAAACGGAAAGCAGAGGAAAAAUUGGAAAGCUACAGAAGAAAGAUUCACAUGAAAAGCCAAGCUGAAGAAAAAGCAGCAGAACAGUUUCGAAUUCGACUUAAAAAUAAGCAAGAUGAAAUGAAGCUAGAAGGAGAUCUUAGAAGAAGUCAGAGAGCCUGUCAACAACUGGAUACUCAGAAGAAUAUUGAAGUUCCCAGGGAGGCCUGGUACUGGUUGAGGCCUGAAGAGGAAACUGAAGAAGAGACAGAGGAAGAACAAGAUGAAGAUGAAUAUAAGAGUGAAGAUUUAAGUGUACUGGAAAAAUUACAAAUACUGACUAGUUAUUUAAGAGAAGAACAUCUGUAUUGUAUUUGGUGUGGAACAGCCUAUGAAGAUAAAGAAGACCUGUCUUCAAAUUGUCCAGGACCAACUUCUGCAGAUCAUGACUAAGAUUAUUCUCAACAAAGUGGAAGCUUGGCAAAUGUUCUUGUUUCCUAAAGACAGAUAGUUGGCCUGUUAGAAUUCCCA